AUGGCCCUCUCAGACCACGGGAUGAAGCAGCAGCUUGACGAUGCCUUGUCAACCAUCGAAGAUGUUCUUGGCAAUUUGAGGCGUUUGCAGACCACUCAGAAUUGCGAUGGUAAAGUGGACCUGGAGGAUCCUCACAAUAUCGCGCAGGUCAUCCAAGGUGCGAUGUUCAUUGUGUUGGCCAUGUGGCUGAUCUUCGCCAACAAUUCCAAGGUGGCGGUGGCUCAACGCGCCCCACUGGAGCAACGUCACGCAGUCUGCGCCACCAUCAGCACGGCCGUGGCUCUCUUCUCGGGUUUCUUCAACAUCCUGCAACUGACGGCGAUCGAUGACUUUGAUCUUCCGGGGCGUGAGAACAACUUCAGCCUCAACUUGUCACGACCUGUUGAAUGGAUCGCCACCUGUCCCAUCAUGCAGUUGAAGUUGGUGGUCUUGGCCGGAGCCCGUGUUCCCAGCUACCGUCGCUUCAUGAUGCCGCUGCUGUCGGUGGCCGUGCUGCUGUGUGGUACCGCCUCCAUGUUCACGGGAGAUGCGCUGCGCUUCGGGUGGUAUGGCUUCGGCCUCUGUCUGGCCAGCAUCAUGUUCUACCACAACAUCCUCCAGAUCUCUGAGAACAGUGAGGGUGAGGAGAACGCCUUCCAAGGAGCUUCCGACUUCAGGAAGCUUUCGCUCCUCUUGAUUAUCACCUGGAUUCCUUUCCCCGUGUGGUUCAGCUUGAGUAUCGAGGGCUUCGGCGUCAUCACCGACUACCUCAUCAUCGAAAUGGGUUGGGUGGUCCUGAACAUCGUCUCCAAGUUCACCUUCAUCAUUUUGAUGCAGCGCAUGAAGAUGGUCCACCAGCGCAAGUUGGAGGCGGCCCGCGAGCUCUACGGCCUGUCACCCACCGAUGAGGUCCCCGAGGAUGAGUUGAAAAUGAAGGCCAAGGCGCAGGUCUCCAGCGCCACCGGCGGCAUUUUGGCCAGCACCUACGGCUUGGGCGCGGGCGAGGAAGCUGAAAGUGAAGAGAAGAUGGUUGAGGUGGUGGCCGAAACCAUGGUGACCCUGGGCAUGAGCGCCCACACGGACCGCUUGCUGCGGCUCUUGGUGGAGAAUGGCGUCACCAACACGGCGGUGCUGGAACGUCUCACGGGUGAGCGCUGCAUGGAGCUGAACCUGCCCUGGGUGCUGGUGGAAGCUACGCAGAAACGCUGGACCGCCGAGAAGAUGAAUCUGGGGCAAGACAAGGGUGGCUUGAUCGAGAAGGAGGAUCCCUUCAUGAAGCUUCUGGAAGCCAAUCGCGCCCGGAUGUCGCAGAAAGAAGUGAUGAUGUUGCCAAACAUCCCCGGCACGCCUGUGUCCAGCAUGCCAGCCAUGAACAUCAUGAGCCCAGGGGCUCCAGGCCACAUGAGUGAGCAGAUGGAAGAUCAGAUGCGGGGAAUGAUGCGCGAUGUGCUGCAACCCUUCCGUGAGGAAGUUCUGUCGAAGCUGCACUGCAUGGAGGAGAACAUGCAGCGGCAAAUGGAGAGCUCUCAGGAAGCCAUUGCCCAAAGAAUGGACUUCUCACAGGUGGCCAUCCUUCAGACGGUGAACGCCUGCCAAGUCUUGCUGCAUAAGUUGGAUUCCUCUCAGGACAGUGUCAUGCAGAAGGUGGAUACCCAGAAAAUUGUGGUGGAGAACGUGUUGACCACACUCACAGGUGCCACUGACAACACCAAGCAAGCGUUGAUGGAGACGGUGAACUCCUCCUCCAGCGUAUUGCUUCAGAAGCUGGAUCUCACGCAACAAGACUUGCUGAAGCAGAGCAAGGAGUCACACCAAGUCUUGGAAACUGUGGCCACCAAUCAAGGCGCCUUCUCCAAGCAGCUGGAGUCCGGCCAUGAGUUCACCCGCAAACGCUUGGUGGAGAUGGAAGGCACUUUGGAGCAAAAGAUCAGCGACAGCGGUGCGGAGAUGCGCAGCUGCCAAGUCGAAAGGGCCGAGGCUCUGAUGCAACACAUCCAGAGCGAGUUGGCGGGGCUCGGGAAGUGGUGCCAAGCCAUGGUGAACUCCACAGAACAGGCCACCAAGACACAGGAGGAGCGCAUGAUCGACGUGCGACGCCAGACCAUGCUGAUCAUGGACAUCGUCACGAGCACCCAGGAUGCCAUCACACAGAGUUCCGAAUCGCUGCAGAGCUUCACCCAUUCGCAGUACAUGAACAACUCCAGUGCCAACAUGGAGACUAGCCUUCGGGAGGUCAUCAUGCAUGAGAUGGCGGCCAUGAAAAACAGCUUGUUGGGGAUGGAGGAUACCAAGGAGGUGAAUCUGAAGUCUGCCAUCAUGGCCAUGGUGGAACGCCUGAACGAAGGCGUCAAACGCUUGGAGUUGGCUUCUGACAUCAGUGCCAGCGGCCUGGGUGGAAACGGGGUGGAUGAAAUGAAGAUGGAACUGGCCAACGUGGCACAGGUCCUGGCACAACAGCAACAAGAGGCAAGUACUCAGAGUCUUCAGCAGGUGAGUGACAUUUUGCAGAGCGAGUUGUCUACUUUCAAAGACUCCCAGAGUGUACAGACGGCUCAAAUUUCGGACUCUUUGACCGAAAAAGUGAGCAAUUUCUCCGAGCAGGUGAACCAAAACCUCGCUCGUGUUGAGGCGUCCCUCGACAAGAUCCUGGAAGCCAAGGUCGAGUCCGGGCGAAAAGCGCGGGCCGACCCGGUCAGCAGCGCUUCCUUCCCGCCGAGCUGCGAAAUUCUCUGCGCUGGCGUGGCACUGUAUUUGGGCGUCUUUGGUGCUUCACUUGGAUUGCCUUCCAGUGCCAUGGUUUCCGGCUUUGUCUUUUCCGCGGCGCUCUGCUUGGCCCUGGUGGGCGCAGAGGAGGAAGCCCUGCGCGUGCUGAACAUGGAUCUAGCCCUCGGUUUUAUGGAGAACGUGACAGCGCCGUACGUGUCCCCCGACGUCCGUGGGCUUCACUUCGUGGAGACCUUCGAUGGCGAGGUGUGGUCAAGAUGGAAGCAUUCCACCGCAGAGAAGUACGGCGGCCGAUUUCAAGUCACCACGCGCAGCACAGAGGCGCUGGUGGGUGACCUGGGCUUGCAGGUGCCAGAGGCUGCAAAACACUACGGAGCGGCAGUGAAGUUUGAACCCAUCAACGUUAAGGAUGGGGACUCCUUUGCAGUACAGUUCGAAGCAAAGUUCGAGGACGGCCUCUCGUGUGGAGGGUCCUACAUCAAGCUCUUCAACAGCGAAGGCCAGAAUGCCGAGGACUUCAAUUCUGACACCCGCUACGUCAUCAUGUUUGGCCCUGACCGAUGCGGCGCCACCAACAAAGUGCAUUUCAUCUUGCAGCACAAGAAUCCGGUGAGCGGCAAGUGGGAAGAGAAGCACCUGUCCUCGCCCCCAAGCGUCCCCAGCGAGAAGAAGACGCACCUUUACAGUGUGCUGCUGCGCCCUGACAACUCCAUCGAAGUGCAGGUGGAUGGAGAGAAGAGCUUCAGCGGUUCCCUGCUGAAGGAUCUGAUGCCUGCGGUGAAUCCACCCAAGGAGAUUGACGACCCCAGCGACAGCAAACCCACGGACUGGGUGGACGAUGCCAAAAUGGAUGACCCCGAAGCCAGUAAGCCGGACGACUGGGACGAGGAGGCGCCGUUUCGCAUCGCCGAUCCCUCGGCCUCGAUGCCCUCGGGAUGGCUGGAAGGGGAACCGCUGAAGAUCGCGGAUCCCAAGUCCAAGAGGCCAGAUGAUUGGGACGAUGAGGAGGAUGGUGAAUGGGAGGCGCCCGUCAUUGAAAACCCCAAGUGCUCGGUGGGCUGUGGCAAGUGGGAGGCACCGAUGAUCAACAAUCCAGAUUACAAGGGCAAGUGGUAUGCCCCAAAGAUUGACAACCCCAACUACAUUGGCGAGUGGAAGCCAAGGCAGAUUGCCAAUCCCGAAUUCUUUGAGGAUGAGAAUCCCUAUCAGAUCCCAACCAUCGAUUCCAUUGGCAUCGACAUCUGGACCAUGGACAAGGGCAUCAUUUUCGACAACAUCGUGGUGGACAAGAACCCCGAGAAGGUGGUGGACUUUGGAAAGGCCACCUUCAAAGUGCGGAACGAGAUUGAGAUGAAGCAGGACAAGGAAACAAGCUCCGGUAGUUGGUUCCAGGAGUACUUGGACUGGGUGUUCAACAAUCCUGUGCCAGUGCUGAUCAGCAUCGUGGUCUUGUUGAGUGGUAGUUUCCUGCUUUGCUGCAGAAGUCCCAGUCCUCCUGCCCCGCCUGCCACAACAGGUGAGGGUAGCCAAAGUACGCCCAAAAGAAAGGGGGUACGGGAGUACAGCACCAAAGCGAGGUCCGCUUCGCCGUCUGGAAAGAAGACUGAGAAGGACCAUCUGCCCUGGUCGUUGCGGUUGGCUCAAGAGUUGGACAAUCUGCCGAUAGAGAGCGAAAACAGCCACACAGCCCCUCGCGCCGCGUUACAGCGGCGUGCUGUCCGUGCUGCGAUGAACAACAACGACUUCCAGCGGUUGCUGACCACCAAUGACAGGGAGCUGGUCCAGCAAUUGACCUCGCGCAAGAAGCCGGGAGGUGGAGGCGCUGGGAAGGGUGGAAAAGGCCAAGGCAAAGGCAAAGAUGACAAAGCCAUUGCGCGCAUCGCGCGGGCCGCCAAGUACAAGCAAAAAGCCCUGGCAAAGGAAGAGAAGGCCGCAGAAGAUAACAAGUACCGCGAUCGCGCAGCUGCGAGACGUGACAUGAAGGAUGAAUACGAGAAAGUCGCUGCGGAAUUCGAAAACCAUGGCGAAGUCUCAGUGGAACAAUCCAAAUACCUGGGAGGCGACUUGGAGCACACGCAUUUGGUGAAGGGCCUUGACUUCGCCCUGCUGAACAAGGUCCGUGCAGAGUUGAACAAGCAGAAGAAGGUGGAGGAAGUCCAGAAAGCGAAGCAGCAGCAGAGAAAGCCGGGCGAGAAGGGCAAGCGCACCUUUGAGAAUCGAAUUGCGAAAAAUGUGUGGUUGACAGUGGUCGAUACCCUGCAUCCGCACCAUAGUACCUUCAAGGAGAGGGUGCAGAGGAUGGGUAAAGCCAUCGCGCAGGGGCAUCACAUCCGCAAUGCGCCCACCAUGUUUCUACCUGGGCGCAUGGCCUAUGAGUUUGACACGGAGCUUGAGAUGGGCAAAACGGAUAUCCCGAGAAUCGUGUACAUGAGCAAAGAGGAGGUGGCCCCCAGUGAACGAAACAAGUCCACUUCUGGCAUGCUCCCAGAGACCGCAGUUCGAGUCCGGGAUGCCAUGCAAAAAGCAGCGGAGAUGAAGAAAAAACGGAAGGAAAAGCAGAUGGCACAAAGCGUCAGCGCUUAUGCCCCGCAAAAGGUGGAUGUUGCCAGGGUCAAGGCUCGCGACAGCGACAACGACAUCUUCUCUGGGGCAGGAUCCUUCGACGCCAACGAGUUCGUGCAGAAGGCGCGAGCAGAGCAAGCCGCAAAGCGUGAGAAGGAAGGCAUCAAAGAGGAGAAGGUGAAGGUGGAGGUGAAAAAGGAGGAAAAAGAGGAGAAGGUCAAAAAGCCCUCCUACUUUGACGAUGCGGGCGAUGAGAAGUACCGCCAAACUCCCAAGGGUCAAUUGGAAUUGGAUGAGAUCGAAGUGGAGGAAUCGACUUUGGAGCCUGGUCAGUUCCACAAACCUACGGGGCGAUUCGAUGCCGCCAAGAGAUUUAAGAGCGCAAGGAAGAACUGGGUCUUCAAGUUGGGUGAUCAAGGCUUAGGAUACUACGAGGAAGUGCCACCGCGAAAGAAGGUCGAGACGCCAGUGGUGGAGAAGGACCCACGAAAGCGAAAGGCCAAAGCCAGCAGCGGACCACAGGGCAUGGGCAAUCCAGGCAACGACGCCUAUGAUGAGCUCUUCCCAAGCGCCAUGAUGGGUGGAGCCAUGAUGACAACGCACAGCGAUGACAGCGAUGAGGAGGAUGACAAGAAGAAGGAUAAGGACAAGAAGAAGGGCGCGGAUAAGAAGAAGGCCAUCAACGAGGAUAGCGUGGCCGCCAACAAAAAGGGCGCCGCGGCGGAAGCGAAGAAGCGGAAGAUGAGUGAGAAUCAGCAGUGGCAAAAGAUCGACAACAUGAUCAAGAAAGGAAAGGUGAGUUCCAUGGAGAGCAUGGAGCAGCAAGCCUCGAAGAAGACCGGGAAGACCAGUCACUUAGCCACGCCUGCUUUCUUCUAACGACUGCUCCGGGCGGAGGACAGCGGUGCAACACCCCGCCAGUUUCACCAAGGACGCCCGAGGGCGUCCACAGCGCCGGUUUGGUGACAAAA
Molecule: messenger RNA, 6236 nt
Organism: Cladocopium goreaui
Lineage: Eukaryota; Dinophyceae; Suessiales; Symbiodiniaceae
Source: the annotation of a GenBank genome assembly